GGCAUGGUACGUGGUGGAGGCAUCCCAUUCGCCACUUUCCGUCUCUCUCCUCCCUUCUUUACUUCUCUCGCACACAAUGCUGCAGGGAGAUAUGGUUGGGAUGACAUGUGACAUGGCCAAGAUUUCUUAACAUAUUUAAAUCAAGCAUAUCUCGCCUUCCACUUGGAUUCUCUCCCCCCUUCUCUCUCUUCCAAACCCUAGAGGAAGAAAAAGCUAGGUUUCUUCCACACCCUGUUGGCCUCCCAAUUCCCAUCGACCCGCAGCUUGUUUUGGCCCCAAUUGGCCGGCUUCUUCGGCCGCGGAGUAGAAGGUGAAUCACUGCGGAAGAAGUGAUAGGAAUUACUUGCUGUUCGCACGCUUAUAUUUCGCUCCAGUUGAGGAUGCACUGAAGUUAUUGUUAUGUUAGUUUCAUGUGAUGGAAGUAAGUUUUUUAGAGGAGCUAGACUUCAAAGGCAAGGAAUCUGUUUUUGAUUCUAAUUCUUGUCAUUCACUAGUAGAAUUGAGAUCCAUCGAGCAAGCAGCAGCUGAUGAUGACGAAGAAGCAAACAAAUGUGAACAUUUUACUAUUCGUGGAUAUGUUGCGAAGGUUCGGAGGAGAAAUGCAAAGGUUUUCUGGCCUUUACUUUCGCAUCAUAAUCAGACAUCAGGUGAACUAGCCAGCUCACUUCCUCCACUACCUGUUACUAAAUUUAGAUGGUGGAAUUGCAAAAAGUGUCUUAGUGAGAUCAGUACUCCCAAAGAUUUGAUAACAGAUGGAGCAGUUACAAAUGUUCAGAAUGAUGAGGUAAAUACUUGCAAAACAUCUUUUCUAAUAAAUACCGAUGCAACAAAUUUGCUUUCUGGCUUUCAACAACCAUCUGAAGAGAAAAUACUAGAUGGAAGAUUGGUUCAAACAGAUUCUUCUGUUAACGUCAGUAAUGGUGAGUGUAGCCCAUCACUAUGCCUUGACAAGAAAAAAAAUGCAUCAACGAGCCAUGGCCUGACCAAAGAAGGUCUCCAAAUUCCCAAAGGUGGCCUUGAUAUAUCUGAAGAAAUUCAGAACCAGUCGAGGAAACCUACUAUUUUUGCAGCAGAACCUACAGUUGCUCCAAAAGAAUAUGAAAUGCCACUGGGAAUAGACAUCAGCAUUCCAAAAGCUGAUGCUCUAGCUGCUAUUUCAGCUCAUAUGUCUGAUCAUGAUUCGAUGCGUUUGAACAAGAGGCACACCAAAGCAUCUGACUGUAGCAUGGGUUUGCCUAAUUAUGUCAAUGAAAACCAAGAUCCUUCCAGUCAACUUGGUAAUUCAUCUGGAAGAUUUCACCAUAAAAAGUCUCGGAAGGUGCGUUUAUUGGAUGACAUCAUAAGAAGUGAGGAGUUAUGCGCGUCUAAAAAGGUUCACAUUUUCAGUGGAGAUACAGAUACCAGUCAAAUUAAGCAUGAUAAUGAUACACGGCCAGACACAUCAAACUGGAAGCUUAAACAUCCAGAUAAUCAAAGCCAUCUAGCUACCCGAAAUAUUCAAGAAACACCAACCAUGGAGACUUCCCAAAAUGAAGAUGAGGAGAAUUCCCUAAUGGAUUGGCUGAAGAAAGUGUCUAGAAAGGCUGUUGGACAUAAAGAGCAUUCAGAAAACAAGCACAUUGAUGCUGCAGUUGGUAUAUCUUCCGGUUCAUCUUCUGGGAAAGGACCAAACAGAUAUAAGUUACAAAGUGCUUUGGAAAAAGAAAAUAAAAUGCGUCCACUAAAACCUGGUUGGCCUUGCCUUGUGCCCCAACAGGAUAUUUUUAAUGCCGAAGAUGUAUCAACCAGACUUCUCAAUGCCAAAAUUGAUAAUAAUAAAUCAACAGGAUGCAUAGUCUCUAAGAAGAGCCUGCAUCGUGGCCCUGAAAUUCCAGAAGGGACCAAUACAAAGGCUAUCUUGACUAAUAAGAAGAAUAAAGCAACUCCUGUUGAGGAUAGGUUAAAGGUGAAGAAAAAAGCAAUAAAGAAGCAAAAGACUACAAAUAUAUGUGUACAGGAAGGUUUAGAUGGCAUCCCAAUGGAUAUUGUUGAACUCUUAGCCAAACAUCAGCACGAAAGACAUCUGAUGAGUGCUGGUGUUGCUGCUGAAAACAUGUAUAAUCUGUCAGAAAUGACUGGAAACAUGAGGGAUGAUUGCAGACUAAAAGCCUGUGAUUCUUUUAAUUUUCGUAAACAGAACCUUCAUAUUGAUCUGAAUCAACAACCAACAGAGUUCCUGGAACUUUCACAAUGUAGUGGAGAUCCACUUAGUAGGCUGGAGCACCCUGUUACUGUCUCCAAUGACACUGAUGGGACAUCAGUGCCAUUAAAUGGCACAGCCUUUGAAAACAUCUCUAGGAAGCAUUAUGCUGACUUCAAUUCUGUGAAUGUGGUUUCACAUGAUUCAUGCCUUGACCAAAGUCUGAAGACUGUAGAUCAAAAGAUUGAUUGCCAUGAUUUACAUGAUUCAAAGUUUACCAGUUUUCAGCUUCUACUUGGCAAGGAAAAAGCCAAGUCAUCAAUCAGUGUAUGUCCUGAUUUGGCAGGAAAUGGAUGUCAUUCUAGAACAAUCGAGCCAUUGGAUUUACAUGCUAAUGAAACCAUAUCAGCAUUGCAUUUGCUCAGGCUAAUGGAUCGAACAGCAGGGUUGGGUGCAUCAAAUACAAAUCAAUCAAGAUCUGUUUUAGAGUCUUACUUAAAUUGUACCGAUCAAUUCAAGGAAUUACAGGGGUUAGAAUUUGGAUUCGGAACUAAAGAGAUGCCUAAUCAUCCAAGGGGAGCUGGGUACUCUGAUCAAGAUCAGCAUCAAGGGAAUUCAAGCAAGCCACUCCAUCCAGUUCCUAUAAUCAGUGUUCUUGGAUCUUUGUUGCACAAAGAAAUUGUUACUAAAUCAAACUAUUGUCAAAUUCUACAGGGCUUUCAGGCCAGGCAUCCCAAUGAUUUGCCACUGCACAGUAUUAUUAAAAAGGUGAAAACAGAUGCCUCUUACUCAGCCAUUCAAUCUGAAGUUCGAAAAACUAUGACCUCUAUGUACAUGGGUGUAAAUUCUAAAGAGAUAUUUUCUGGUUUAGACCCUGUUGCACACUCUUCAUUGUCUCUUGCAAGGUAUGAGAUUGAUCAGGCUGGAACUAGCAAUAGGGAUAGAGCAGUUCAGACUCUGAGAAGUCACUGUGAGUUUGGAAACUGUGUCGUUAAUAGAAACCCUGCUGACUUUGCUACACCUGAUGAAGAUGAGUAUAUGGUAGGGAGCAAUGAUCCAAGAACCAGAUAUAUAUAUCCUUCUCCAAAAAGCCUGCUGUAUCAAACUCAUCCAGAUGGACGUGAGCAGCAGCUAGUGAUGAAGCUCACUGCUUUAAAGGGCUUAUGAGGAGCGAAGAUUUAUGUGAGUUUCAAACUUGAUGUUGUUUGUAAGAGUUUCGAUAGGCGUCUGAAUUCCUUUAAUGGUUAUGUAUGUAUGUAUGUAUGUAUAUAUGCAUGCUUGGGAUUUAGUUUGCUUGUAUUAACCCUUGUCAAUGUCAUAGAAUGGGUUUAAAAGUGGAGGCUGCUGCAAUUGAGUUA
Phoenix dactylifera (date palm) is the source of this 3537-nucleotide messenger RNA. RefSeq lists its product as uncharacterized. Gene Ontology annotation, biological process: shoot system development; negative regulation of DNA-templated transcription; negative regulation of flower development. The record is from RefSeq and is a predicted model, not a curated record. Lineage: Eukaryota; Viridiplantae; Streptophyta; Magnoliopsida; Arecales; Arecaceae.